UUGCAAUAUGCACCGUGUGCCACGUUGCACGUCAGUCGGUAGUCACCCGAUCAGAAACGCAUCGUCAGCAAGUUUAGGUUAUAAAAUAGGCAGCGCCACGCGGCUCGACCUCUUUCUCGCGCCAUAGUUACUAGUGUUCACAACUUUAGAAUAUAAAGGUGGUUAGUGAUUGUAUUAAGUGUAGUUUUUUAAAAACUCAAACGACAGUCCGAAACUCCUGACUGGCGCAGCCGGUAGGAUCUGGAAUCACCGAGGUGUUGAAAAGGAGACCCAGCAACAGAGAUCCCGGAGAUAGAGCCACGUCAACCAUCCGUUGGAAAACCAGCACAGGGACGACGCACGACCCCCGGAGGACGACAGCUACGGUCCGCCCCGCAUCCAGCCUACAAGUCAACGAGCUCCAUGCUCAAAUUAAUCACACUAUGCCUUUGGACGACGACGAUUUACUCAAGAAUACUUAUACAUGACUUAGACAGAAACCCCGUCGCCAUCAUUACUUUAGGACCAGCACGAAUUAGUUACAAUCACUUUAGAAUCGUUCAUCGUAUAGAUCUCGAUCAGAUAAAAGAUACAAUAGAUUCACUAAUCUUCCAUACUAGAGUUGUAACGUUAGAGAAGUCAGAAGAUUUUCUCAUCCCCCUUAUUCAAAUGAGGAUUACUAAAUUAGGAAAAACAUAUAGGAAAUUGACACCAUCAACUAGGGUAAAGCGAUGGGAUCAACUAGGACAACUUUGGAAAUAUAUUUCGGGAAGCCCAGAUUCAGAGGACCUUAGAAUCAUUAAUUCCACCAACAAUAAAUUAAUAGAUCAAAAUGAAAACAGAUUAGAAUCAAUCACAUGUUUGAAGAUAGGCUUAAUAAUCUAACGGAAACAUUAAAACAAUUUACAUCAAGAUUAAAUAUUUUAUCAUCAGAAAACAAAAGAGAGUUCGAGUCAGUAGGCUUGCUUUUCAGUCUAGAUGAGUUUACCCAGCAGCUAGAAAAUUUAGAAGAAGCUAUAGUUUUGGCACAACACGGCAUCCCCAGCAGUAAAAUCAUCACCGUUGAAGAAAUGACGAAAAUACAGCACCUCUUGGAAGCAAACGGUCUCUUAGUAGGAGCUUUAGACUUCGCCAGCGCUUAUGUCGUGUCUUCAAAGGAAGCAAUCGCCUAUAUCUUGAAAAUUCCCAGAAUCAAGGAGGCGGAAUACAACCUCAAUUACAUCGAACCAGUAAUUUCCAACAAUUCCCGUAUCCACAUAUCAACUAACCUUUACCUACAAGGACAAACUUCAUUCUCCAUCAAAUCACCAUGCAUGAUGAACAGAAAUCUCUAUAUCUGCUCAAGCUCACAGAUAGAACCGGUGACAAGAUGCAUUCAAAAACUAAUGGGAGGAGAAUCAGCAGAAUGUCCCACAGAACGAACGUAUACAAACAACAUCAUCAAAAGAAUCGAUGAUUCAAAUAUAGUUAUUAAUGAUGCGGAAGUCACCCUGACCUCGAACUGCACAUUGAAAAGAAAAUUAAAAGGAUCAUUUCUGGUACAGUUUUCGAAUUGUACUCUUUUUAUCAACAACGAGAUGUAUUCCAACAUCGAUAAGGAAAUUCGUUUGGGUUCAUUCCUACCAACAACUGGAUUGAAGGUAAAUUCGACAGCGGUAAUCAAUAGAAUCCCUAUAGAAUAUUUACAGACUCUACAUUUGGAACAACGAGAACAUAUAGACCAUAUCAAUCUGAGGACAGACAGCAUCCACUGGAAGCUUAAGCUAUUCGGAUGGUCAACGCUUGGAUUCGGUUCCCUAAUAUUCUUCAUCUUUAUUGGCACCGCCGUACUUUGGAUCAAGAAAGUAACGGCAUUCAGAUCAUCACCACUUAGCCGAGGAGCCGGAAAUCAACAGACACCAGAAGACGUGACAGGACUCCGCGAGGACGAAUACCCGAAAAUAACCAUGGUUCCUCAGGAGUAGCGAAGGACGAAGAAAGCCGAGGACGACUUUCCACCAAGGGGGAGGCCGUUAGGAAAAUUGCAAUAUGCACCGUGUGCCACGUUGCACGUCAGUCGGUAGUCACCCGAUCAGAAACGCAUCGUCAGCAAGUUUAGGUUAUAAAAUAGGCAGCGCCACGCGGCUCGACCUCUUUCUCGCGCCAUAGUUACUAGUGUUCACAACUUUAGAAUAUAAAGGUGG
Armigeres subalbatus is the source of this 2162-nucleotide messenger RNA. RefSeq lists its product as uncharacterized. Lineage: Eukaryota; Metazoa; Arthropoda; Insecta; Diptera; Culicidae. The record is from RefSeq and is a predicted model, not a curated record. The coding region runs from base 837 to 1943 and encodes 368 amino acids. The transcript has 2 exons.